Cylindrotheca closterium is the source of this 1593-nucleotide messenger RNA. Lineage: Eukaryota; Bacillariophyta; Bacillariophyceae; Bacillariales; Bacillariaceae. The record is from the annotation of a GenBank genome assembly.
AUGCCAGUCCGAUCUCGAUCUCGAACUCGAACUUACCAUGAUUGCAAGCAAUUUUGCCGAAGCAGUUCCAUAUGUGGUUCAUUCUUCGCCAUGAUUUGGUGCAUUAAUAUGCUCAUCUCCGCAGUGACUUCGCUGGGUUACGUCAGCAAAUUCUUUGAUGAAUGGAUAGAGGCGGAUGCCUUGAUUAUUGGUCGCAACAUCUCCGUGCACUAUCGAAAUAAUAACCGGAGUCAGAGACGACUCAUCAGCAGUAAUAUUCCCAAUUUUGCAGCGGACAGUUUGCUAGGAAAUCAGUCCAACCUGUUUGAUAACAUUACGGAUGGCAAUAAUAGUCUCAUCAACAACAUUGACAUAGUGGACGAUAUCGGCAACACGACUGGCACUGGAAACAGCAGUACCCAAGGCAACGAUGGCAACAACGUCACCGAUAGCAACGGAGACGGCGAUUCGAACAAGGACUUGGACGAUACUGAUACCAACAGUGCCACAGCGGCUCCCACCACCACUCCGCCACCUAUGGAGCCAGGAUUUGGAGGACGAUUGGUCUAUUGCGCGGAAGUCCAAUUUCAGCUUGUCGAUGACGAUAUAACCAUUACUGCAGUCAGUGAUACCUAUUGUUCCUAUGAUCCCACGGACAUUAUUGUGGGAAACAUGUUUGGCAUAUUGUACAAUCCUGCCGCUCCGCAAGAAAUCAUUGAAGAGUCCCUGUAUUCUCAUGCCCAAAAUACCCUACGUUUGACAGUGGGAGUGACAGUCUUUUUUACUGUGGGAUACCUCUUGUGCAGUAUAUAUUUGUGGCGGUCGCAGCCGGAUAUGUCUCGGGUCAUUUUCCCGCAAUCGGGGCGUGAUCAUUUGAACAUGAAUGACGGCGGCAAUCCAAACGAGAUUGCGCAAACUCGUGAAGAGCGGGAGGCUCUGAUGAAGACCAAGUUUCACUUUCAAACGGUCUUGGAAGAUUUGAGCAACACUGAUGCAGCGAAUAUCAGGCGGCUGUGCCUUAAUGGCGAGGAAGACGGUGAAGGCAACCAGUGCGCUUGCCAAGCUGGUUGCGGCUGUAAUAACAAAGCAUCUGAUGGAGGUCAGAAAGGCAAAGAAACUCCACUGCACGAUGAUAUCGAGGCGCAACAGGAACAAAAGGACGAUCCAUUGCAGGGGAAUACAAGUAAGGAGGACGAUAUGGAGUUGGACCUCACGAAAAGGGAUAACAGGGAUGAAAAUAGUGCUUCCAACACGGAAGCUGAAACGGACACUGACGCUGGGAGCAACAAUCAGGGUAGCGAAGGAACCGAGAGGAACGAUACCAAGAAGGAAGCGCAACAACAACAGCAGCCGCCUCAAGAGCAAGAAUCUGCAUGGUCGCUUGCUGGUGCCACAAACCUCAUUUCUUCUUGGACUAAUGCUGCUUUGGCUCCUUCUGCACCUGAAUGUUGCAUCUGUCUAGAAAACUAUCAACCAGGUGACAAAAUCUGCACGGCCAAAAGCGAUGGAUGUGACCAUGUCUUUCACCAACAGUGCAUUGAAGCCUGGUUGCACCGACAUGAUGCCUGUCCAUUGUGCCGUGUCGAUCUGAUGAAUACUAAUUUAGAGGAGUAA